CGCCAUGUGCGCGGCAGGGGCUGCGGGCGGUGGGCGGGCGGUGGCCCGGGGGCUCGUGAGCCAGCCCCUCAGCACGGCCGGCAUCCCGGGGCGCAGCGGGAGGAGGAGGAGGAGGAAGAACAUCGCCGUUGCCUACGAGUCUGUGCAGGGGGAUGGCACCGAGCAGGGGCCACCUGAGCCCCAGCGACCGCGUUGGGAGCCCAGGGCCUGGCGGCAGCAGCUGGAGCGCAUCCGGGAGAUGAGGAGGAGCAGAGACGCUCCCGUCGACGAGAUGGGAGUGGAGAAGUGUUACGACAGCAGCGCACCUCCACAGGUGAUGCGCUACCAAGUUCUGCUGUCGCUGAUGCUCUCCAGCCAGACCAAGGACCAGGUGACAUCAGCUGCCAUGCUGCGCCUGCGGCAGCACGGCCUCACCGUCGACAGUAUUUUGCAGAUGGAUGAUGCGACGCUCGGGCAGAUCAUUUACCCUGUAGGAUUCUGGAGGAACAAGGUGAAGUACAUAAAGCAGACAACAGCCAUCCUGAAGCAGAAAUAUGGGGGUGACAUACCAAGAACCGUGGAGGAGUUGGUGCAGCUGCCAGGAGUUGGGCCCAAAAUGGCCCACUUGGCCAUGAACAUUGCCUGGGACAGUGUGUCUGGGAUAGCUGUGGACACCCAUGUGCACAGGAUCACAAACAGGCUGAAGUGGGUGAAGAAGGAGACCAGAUACCCCGAGGAAACUCGGGCAGCGCUGGAGGACUGGCUGCCCAGGGAUCUCUGGAGGGAGCUAAAUUGGCUCUUGGUGGGCUUUGGCCAGCAGACCUGCCUGCCUGUGAAUCCUCGCUGCAACGAGUGCCUCAAUCAAGACAUUUGCCCAGCUGCUAAGAGACGCUGAGGGAUCGUCUAGUCUUCGUAGAGCAAAAAAAGCUGCUUGGGCUCAGCAGCAGCCCGGAGCCAAGCCCCGGUAACACUGCGCUUUGCACGGGGCUGACUGUGUGACUGCCGGGGAACAGGAGACUGCUGCAGCCAGCUCAGCAUCUCUGGGCAGGGAGCAGCCGCUGGCAAGGGCUGAGCUCUCGAGAGGAAAAAGGGUCUUGCAAAGCGCAGCGGUCCUGCUGCGUCGGUGCGGAAGGCUCCAGCCCCCGUGUGAAUGCCUGAGCAUGCCCCAGUGGAGGAGCAGGCUGGGCCGCCUCGGGAGAAGUGCUUUGUCCUAGGGGACUCGCUGCUGCUUGUAAAUACACAUUUAAUAAAGGUGGUGGUGGUGGUGGGGGGGUGGUUUUGUUUCCAGCCGUGAUGUUUGCUGGCAUCUGUGCAACGCGGGGCAGGGGGAAAAGAGCAGGGGUGACCUCACUGAAGCAGGAAACCAUCACAAGCAGCACACAACCUGCCAGGCCUGGGCAGCGAGGGGGCUUUGCAGUGAAUAAAACACGACUGAAGCCUUCACGAGCCCGGAUCAGAGGCAGCCACUGCCUGGAUGAGUGACCUUGGAGCAGAAGAGCAGGGGGGGGUAACGCAGAGCAGGGUCAGGCAGGAGACAAGCCAGCGUCGUGCUCGGUUGUGUGUGUGCCAGCAAGGGUUACAGUGGCCACGGGAGCCAGGCUCCUGUGCGCCUCAGAAGCUGACAGAAGGGACAUCACCACCGCCUGUGUUUUGUUCUUCAAAGAAAGGGCAGUGCUGACUUCAUUGUAGAGCUUCAAAGGGAUGAUUUCAGCUACUCUUUAAACAGGCAAGGGAGGAAGCAAAGUUUAUAAUGUGCUAAAGGCAGCUGUAAUUCCGCUCUGAAGUUCCCCACCAAAGAGAUGAGGAAUGAGCAAAUAAGUACUCGGUACAUGGGAAAACGAAGUUUAUUACUGACAUUACAGUGUACAUUAUGUUUUUACAAUGCAGCUGACAGCCUUAUACUUCAUUGAUUUUUUUUUUCCAAGUUAAAUGUACAGGAACUGAAUAAUUACUACUGAGCUACAAGAUGUCAGAAAUACAGUAAGUGCUUUAACCAGGAGCAGUUUCCAUGGAUUAAGCAGAGAUUAAGAUUUUAAAAUCUUACCAGUACAGCUUUGCACACCUGAUUUCUUUUGACCUGCAUUCAAAACUACAUGUUCUUUCUCGUUUCCCCCCUCUACUACGGCGGUCCAGUCUUGUACAAGAGCUGGGGUAUUUACAAAGAGGUCUUUGCUCUCUGACAUGCAUCGGAGAGUGCGACGUUUAGCUCAGUGUAACGGGGGACGCUCUGCCCUGCGGCGACCGGGGCGCUGCCUGGGGUUUGGCUAUGCAGGCACAGGAAGCAACGUGCACACCAUGAAAAAGAAGGGCUCCUUCAAAAGAUUACUCAUCGAUAGAAGCAAAUAUUUUGGAGGCCAAAAAGAGCAGGCUAUUGUCUUUGAAGUGGGGUAGGGAAGAGGUGUCCUGUGAAUGGCAGAGUCCUGGAGGGGAGGCAAACCUCUGCAGCCUGAGCUGUCAUCCCGCUGCCAUUGCCAAACCGCCACCACUUCCUCUCCAAAGCCAUUAUUUUCAACCCGUUCAGCCCAUCAACGUUCCUACAAGGUAACUUUCAUAAAAGAGAGAACUCAUCUCCUUCACCCCUGAGGCCUUCCGUGCUCCCCACGCUGAAGCCAAAUGUCCUGGCUCUGCUGCUGCGGUCCCCCUGCCCUGCACCAACCUGCCGCUGUGCUGAGCCCCAUCCCACUGCCGAGGAGAGCAGUAAAUGUUGUAAAUAAGGCACCUUUUAGCUCAAUACUUGGGAAACACGUUACAAUAUCCGUAGCACGCUAACCCAAAAGGCCCUGGGCUUGUAACAGCAGUGCUGGAGUACAGCAGGGCAAAAAUCACAGCCGUGUGUUUUCAAACGGUCGCCGAUGUCCGAGGGAUUGCUGCCGUUCGCUUUUAGCUGGGGAAAGGGGUUUUGUACUCGACUGUUCUGCUGUGCCCAGUCCCUUCCCACUUGCCUUGGCAUUUGAGCUGAAAUACCAGGCGGCCACCACGGCCGGGCUUGGGGAGCUGCUGGUGUGCGAGGAGGGGGCCAGCCCCACCACGGCCGGGACCCUGCGCUGGUAAAACACCUCUGCAACCCCCGGGAGAGCGGUGGUGUUCAGCUUGGUCAUCUUCCCUCAUUUACAGCCCAAGGCAAGUCAUAAAGAGCUUAAAGGGGCUUAAUUUGUAACGCUUUAAAGAUACGUGUUUGAGGCUCUAAUACCAAGAGCAGGGUGUUUUCACAGGAGGCCAGAGAAAGCCGAAGCAACUGCCCACUCCAUCACCCCGCUGCCUGCUUCAUAGCCAGCCCCACGGAGACCCCACGGCUUCGGAGGACGCCUUCCCGACGGCGAGACCCAGACUCGGUUGUGCUCGUGGGCUGGAGGCACCAAACACCAGCCCAGAAGGAACAAACCAGGUGGGGACCGACCCGGACCCAGCCCGCAGCCGGAGCCGGAUCCCCGCGUUCCUCCCUGGAAACGGGCUGGGUCGGGCUCGCUUUCGAGCCUGUCCAAAGAGGUUUUGUAGCAUCUUGUGGUUCUUGUCUUUUUUGCAAAGCUGCUGGAGCCGGGUGGCAGCACCGUUCCCAGCACCGUGGGGCAGGACUGGCCCCGCUCCCUGCCUUCCCCCGCCGCUCAGCGCCGCGUCGAUGGCUGCAAAUGGUGAAGCCUGUGGCAUUUGGGCUGUUGGGGUUGGGUUUUGUUUUUAAAUCCUGCCCUCUCCCCUCUGCAGAGCUGCCGGGGAUGAAAAAGGGGCCUUUACUGCCAGGGCAGAAGUCACUGGUGGGGAGGGAGGUUCCUAAACUAGCUGGAAACAUAUGGGACUUCAUUAAAAAAAAAAAAAAAAAAAAAAAAAAAAAA
Molecule: messenger RNA, 3806 nt
Organism: Tyto alba (common barn owl)
Lineage: Eukaryota; Metazoa; Chordata; Aves; Strigiformes; Tytonidae
Gene: NTHL1
Product: nth like DNA glycosylase 1
Exons: 6
Coding region: 5-874 (289 amino acids)
Biological process (GO): nucleotide-excision repair; base-excision repair, AP site formation; base-excision repair
Cellular component (GO): nucleus
Molecular function (GO): DNA binding; oxidized pyrimidine nucleobase lesion DNA N-glycosylase activity; DNA-(apurinic or apyrimidinic site) endonuclease activity
Source: RefSeq, a predicted model, not a curated record